GAGGCAAAUGAUGAGCAAAAAAUCUGAUGAUAACGAGCAAACGCCACUGCAAAUGAAAGUGAAGAAGCUAGCGCAGUCCAUGCGGACGAUUUGUAAAAUCAUUCUUGUGCUACUUCUUGUUGUCAGUGACUUCACCAACAAUAUUGCAAUUGACAAGAAUGAAAACACGGAAGACAGCAAUAAGACAAAGGCGCACAAUGUAGUGAAUGCUGUCAAGGGGAUUGUUGCUGCCGCAGCUAUUGUUAAGCUCACUUUAGCGGAAGCCAUGGAGAGAAUAAAGUGUUGAGGCCUCUGCUUUCGAUACUAUAGGCUCUGUCAGCAUCAUUGUCACCAAUAAAACCAUUACCCUCAC
Messenger RNA from Rubroshorea leprosula, 352 nucleotides. Lineage: Eukaryota; Viridiplantae; Streptophyta; Magnoliopsida; Malvales; Dipterocarpaceae. The record is from the annotation of a GenBank genome assembly.